AUGGGGGAAGAAAAGCAAACAGGGCUGAUACACUUCCAUUCCCUCUUGACAAUCCCCGAGAUGCAGCGGCUCAUUUUCCUCGCCUUCCUGCUGAUGUACAUGAUCAGUCUCUGUGGAAACACUACCAUUGCAAUCAUUAUCCACACAGACCGCUCCCUCCACACCCCCAUGUACUUCUUCCUGGCCAAUCUGGCAGCUCUGGAGAUCUGCUACUCUUCCUGCAUUGCCCCCCUUACUCUGGCCAACCUUGUGUCGGGAAGCAAGGUUACCAUCUCCCUUGCAGGCUGUGGCACCCAGAUGUUCUUCUUCAUCUUCCUGGGAGGUUCUGAGUGCGUCCUCCUUGCCGUCAUGGCAUACGACCGAUACGUGGCGAUCUGCCAACCACUGCGCUAUACCCUCGUUAUGAGCUGGACUGUCUGUGUGCGCCUUGUCGCUGGGUCGCUGGUGCUGGGGUUCUUAUUUGCUCUGCAAUUUACUGUUCUGCUGUUCCACCUGCCGUUCUGUGGUACCAAUGAAAUCAGCCACCUCUAUUGUGAUGUGCUGCCCAUCUUGCGUCUGGCGUGUGGCAACACGAAGAUCCUUGAGGCCAUCAUUUUUGCUGCCACUAUCAUAACCCUGGCCACCCCCUUCCUGCUGAUUUGCAUCUCUUAUGUCUUUAUUGUGGCCACUAUCCUGCAGAUCCACUCUGCGUCUGGCCAGCGCCGCGCCUUCUUCACCUGCUCCUCUCACCUGACAGUUGUCCUUCUGCAAUAUGGCUGCUGCAUCUUCAUUUACUCCCACACUGGCUCCAGCUACUCCCCAGAGCAAGGCCAGGUGGUGUCUGUGGUCUACACCUUUGUGACCCCUGUACUGAACUCCCUGAUCUACAACAUGAGGAACAAGGAGUUGAAGGAUGCUCUGAGCAGAGUGCUGAGAAGGAAAGUGCUGUCCUGA
Molecule: messenger RNA, 933 nt
Organism: Trachemys scripta elegans
Lineage: Eukaryota; Metazoa; Chordata; Testudines; Emydidae
Product: olfactory receptor 10V1-like
Exons: 1
Coding region: 1-933 (310 amino acids)
Biological process (GO): G protein-coupled receptor signaling pathway
Cellular component (GO): membrane
Molecular function (GO): olfactory receptor activity; G protein-coupled receptor activity
Source: RefSeq, a predicted model, not a curated record